Schizophyllum commune H4-8 is the source of this 3105-nucleotide messenger RNA. RefSeq lists its product as uncharacterized. The transcript is spliced from 13 exons. The record is from RefSeq and is a predicted model, not a curated record. NCBI's taxonomy places the organism in Eukaryota, Fungi, Basidiomycota, Agaricomycetes, Agaricales, Schizophyllaceae. The coding region runs from base 43 to 3105 and encodes 1020 amino acids.
CCUUCAUCCACAGCGCUGAAGUUUUCCAUCGCAUCAAUCUGGAUGACGGACUCCGACAACGAUCUACCGGCCUGUGGGGACGAGAACGCUUUCAACCAAAGACCUGCAGGCGCCGCAUCCGACGUACACGCCCUGUCUGCCGCCCUCGCGCGCCUCCGCAAUGUGAUAUUAUCCACGCAGCCACCUCAUCAGCUCCAAGUAUCGAUCAACCGCGUCUUGUGUAUUCUACGCAAACAGCCAUUUCGCAUAUUCGCCAGCACGCCACCUGGGGAUAUGCCACUUUCGGAUUUCCUGGCAUCACCUCAAGGCCGUGCCGUAAAAUCUGCCAUGCAGAGUAUAUCGACGAUUCAACGCGUACAGUGCUUGAAGGAAGAUCCUACCACAGCCGAGCGAGUCUCUGCUGUUUGGCCCGAGCUCCAUGAGUGGCUCGACUGGCUCUCGCCGCUGUGCCCUGUAAUGACCUACGACGAUUCGCUAUACGCUCGCGUUAAAGCGACAGACUUCGUACUCUCUACCAUUCACGCCAUCCUCUCUUUGCCUACCUCGCGCCUCCAGUGGGAUAUCUUUUUCAACCCCGCGAGAAGUUUACUCAGGCUCGCUCUCGAUAUCUAUGUGCGCCUUGCGGAUGUCUACGCCUUUGCGCUAUUCAUGACGCACCCCCACGCCGCCGGAACGUGUGCUGGACUCUUCCCCAUUGUCCUCUCCCGCGCCACGGACGAGGGCCUCAAAGACGAGGUGGCCGCCGUCAUACUCGCGGCGCUACACAAUCGCCCGCGCCGUCUGUUCAAAAUGGCGGGGCGCUACAUCGAAGUGAUCGAUCCGCACACCCAAUUCGCGUCACAGCAGUUGCAACUCCACCUGAUGGGCGCACUGUGCCGUAUGCCCGCGAUGGAAGUGCAUCGCUUUCCGCGUGUCGUCGUCACGAGUGUCGUCGGAAUUGUUCGCGCGUUCGUCGGACGUCCCUCGCCCCAGUCGAGCUCAAUAGCAGGCCCCUCUCCGGACGUGUUCCCGGUGCACGUCGCUUACGAGAUUCUCGGCCUCUUCUGCAAGUACGACAAGCACGCGGCGAUGAUCGCCCUCGAAGAAGGUCUCGCGUCGCUGAUGAAUCAGGACCUUAAGCACACGCGGGAGAAUGACAUGGCGGUGCUCGUACAGUGCCUCGCCUGUACGCUCGUCUACCCCCGCGCCCUCGAUCGCGUCAACGAUCAGCUGCGUGGGUCUGGCGUCCCGCCAGACUCAGACUUGUACGCUCUUGCAAACUUUGCACAGCAGUACGACGACAUUCGCGUCACGCUCGCUGCUCAGUGGGCGACUGCCGCGCGCUGCGCCGAUGUGAAGUGCUCAAGUCCUUCCGAUGCAUCGCUUCACGCAUGCCCUUGCGCCACCGCUCUCUACUGCUCCAAAGCGUGUCAGCGAAGUCACUGGAAGGCCGGGGGACAUAGAAAAUUAUGCCCGCGCGCGCGCGAGCGCAGAGAGCCCCUAUCCCCGCGCGGCCUGUACUUUCUAGGUCUUAUCGUGCGAGACCAUAUCCUCGACGUACUGCCGAACAUCCUGGCCCAUAUGAAGAACGAAAGCGCGAGCUCUGUGGCAAUCGUUAUGGACUUCGCGCACGCUACGCCUGAGUCCACCAUGUAUCGCGUCACUGAAGCUGCGGACAGUGACCCGCGCAUCGAGGUAUACACCGUUCAUUUCUACUUCAGCAGGCAGACAAUUAUCUUCCGCCCUGCCGGCGCGCCGACCCCGCGCUUUCGACUGUUGACGGAGUUCUCGCUAGGUCGCUUCGUAAUCCUGCUGCUUGUUACAAUGGGCUUCCUCAUGAAACACCCUGUAUCAGAAGACAUUCAAUCUUAUCUUGUCGAGCCUGCCUCUAUCCGACAGUCUCUCGUCCUCGCGCGGCUCAUCGAGAACGACGCUUGUCAAACACGACUUCAAACAUGUUCUAUUCAAUCAGAUCAACAUGCCGUAAACGCCUGUUCAUUUCUCCCAUCACGAGCUUCUUGGCUGAGGAUGGACUGGGAUCCGGCACCAGUCGUUCCUCCCCGUUUCCGAGCCGAUAAGCCAUCGGCUUACACGCCAGGCCUCGCACCAGCGCCCGGUGAGCUGUCUCCGGGACCCGAGGAUCCUUCCCCUACGAUGGAGACGCAGCAGAACGAGCAAUCCUCCCAGGUCAGCACCGACGGCGCGUCCGUAGUGGAUGAGAACAUGGAUGUCCAAUAUACGGACGUAUCGAUGCACGCGUCCAGCGAGUCCUCAACACGCCACACGCACCACCAGACUUCUCCGUACCUCGAAAGCGAAAAUGGGGCAGUAAAAAGCGAGGAAACUAACGAUCCAUACAUUGAAUCUACGCCUUUGAAGAUGCGCGAUCAGUCUUCUGCGACAAUCAAGCGAGAGGCGACGCCCCGCGAAUAUGAGUAUCACGAUAGCGAGACAAACAGCUCGCGGCCUAAGAGGACCAGUUCUGGACAAACAUCGCUACAGGGACUCGAUAUGCCUGCGCUGCUGGACGCAAUUGCGGCGUUGACAGUCAACCUUCAGGCUUUUAACGAGCAUCUCCGGCUGGUCCCUGAUGUUAUCGCUGAGUUUCGUCAGAGCAGUGCGAUUAUGGCUAUGCUGACUGCUGAACUAUCUAAUGUCAUUAGUGAAGCACCACUUACCUGCAAGGAGUCCAUCAAGGCCACGCUCACGUCCGCACCAUAUACCGAGCGCGGCGCCAUACGAGGUAAUUCCGCCCUCCGAACUCACCCUUCCUCAACACCACCCGACGCAUCUCCCCCUUGUCCUCCCCAACUCAGAUCUCUUUUGCUUCUCAUCCCACCGAUUGAGAGGACGGAUGUGCCGCCUCAACUCUCGUCCCCGCUCCCUCUUCUCACCUCCUCGCCCUCCGAGUCAAAGGCGCAACAGCGCGACCUCCCUAUCGAUCGAAGACGAGCUAUCCCCGCGACCAAAGCGGGGAGUAAACGCAACCCCUGCAAGGAGAAUGGGGCGGAUGAAAGAGGAGAGUCGCAGAUGCUCCCUUGCUCCCCUCGAUAUCUCCGAGGAAACUCCCCGAACUGUCCAGAAAGCUCCUCGAACGCUCAAAGGAAGCUUCCCGAGCUCUCAUAG